Molecule: messenger RNA, 2557 nt
Organism: Ziziphus jujuba (common jujube)
Lineage: Eukaryota; Viridiplantae; Streptophyta; Magnoliopsida; Rosales; Rhamnaceae
Product: 3-hydroxy-3-methylglutaryl-coenzyme A reductase 1
Exons: 4
Coding region: 135-1892 (585 amino acids)
Biological process (GO): sterol biosynthetic process; isoprenoid biosynthetic process; coenzyme A metabolic process
Cellular component (GO): peroxisomal membrane; endoplasmic reticulum membrane
Molecular function (GO): protein binding; hydroxymethylglutaryl-CoA reductase (NADPH) activity
Source: RefSeq, a predicted model, not a curated record
UGAACGUAAACGCAACGUGCUCUUUUCUUGUAUUUAAAUACCAGCCCACUCCCUUCCUCAUUCCCAGUGCGUAGGCUUUAAUAAGAAGUCUGCAAACUAAACUCUGACCCUCCGUCCUCACUAACACCAAAACCAUGGACGUUCGCCGGCGAAAUACCAAACCUAUUCCUUCUUCCCUAGCCGCCGGCGAACAUCUCAAACUACAUAACCACCCUCACUACCAUAACAACACCACCCACACAAAAAACUCCGAUACGCUCGCAGUACUGCCUCUGUACCUCACGAACGGGCUCUUCUUCACCAUGUUUUUCUCGGUCGCAUAUUUCCUCCUCCACAGAUGGCGUGACAAGAUCCGCAACUCGACUCCUCUCCACGUCGUCACGUUACCAGAGAUCGCAGCCAUGGCUGCACUCUUCGCCUCCGUAGUCUAUCUCCUCGGCUUCUUCGGUAUGGAUUUCGUGCUUUCCUUGAUCUCCCGUCCUUCCUGGGACGUAGAAGAGGAAGAAAAAGAGGCACAGAAAAUUAAAACACAGCAUCCCACAUCCAUAGACCAAAUCAUCCUCAAAGAAGACAGCCGUUCGGGACCUUGUGCCGCAGCCAUUAACUGUUCCGUUCUUCCACCGGCGACUCCGUUAUCGGAAGACGACGAGGAAGUAAUAAAGUCGGUGGUUUCGGGCGCGACUCCGUCGUACUCUCUGGAGUCAAAGCUAGGGGAUUGCAUGAGAGCAGCGAAGAUCAGAAGAGAAGCUUUGCAGAGGACGUCGGGAAGGUCACUGGAGGGGCUUCCGGUGGAAGGAUUCGAUUACGAGUCGAUACUGGGACAGUGCUGUGAGAUGCCGGUUGGGUACGUGCAGAUCCCGGUGGGGAUAGCAGGGCCAUUGUUGCUUGACGGGAAGGAGUACGCGGUGCCAAUGGCCACCACGGAAGGUUGCCUGGUGGCCAGCACCAACAGGGGUUGCAAAGCCAUCUAUACAUCUGGUGGGGCCACCAGUAUGCUGCUUAGGGAUGGCAUGACCAGAGCUCCUAUAGUUAGGUUCUCCACUGCCAAGAGAGCUGUUCAGCUCAAGUUCUUCAUCGAAGAUCCACUCAACUUCGAUACUCUUUCUGUAGUUUUCAACAGAUCGAGUAGAUUUGCAAGGUUACAAAGCAUCCAAUGCGCCGUAGCAGGGAAGAAUCUUUACAUGAGGUUCUGUUGCAGCACGGGAGAUGCCAUGGGGAUGAACAUGGUCUCCAAGGGUGUUCAAAAUGUCCUAGAUUUUCUUCAGGAGGACUUCCCCGACAUGGACGUUAUCGGUAUCUCUGGAAACUUCUGUUCGGACAAGAAACCAGCAGCGGUGAACUGGAUCGAAGGGCGUGGCAAAUCUAUAAUAUGUGAAGCAAUCAUCAAAGAAGAAGUAGUGAAAAAAGUAUUGAAGACCAACGUGGCAGAUUUAUGCGAGCUUAACAUGCUUAAAAACCUCACUGGUUCUGCCAUGGCUGGUGCUCUCGGAGGGUUCAAUGCCCACGCAAGCAAUAUUGUCUCUGCUGUUUAUAUAGCCACUGGUCAAGAUCCAGCUCAGAAUGUUGAAAGCUCGCACUGCAUCACAAUGAUGGAACCUGUUAACGAUGGCAAAGAUCUUCAUGUAUCCGUCAGUAUGCCUUCCAUUGAGGUGGGCACGGUUGGAGGAGGGACCCAACUUGCAUCUCAAUCAGCUUGCCUGAAUCUACUUGGUGUAAGAGGUGCGAACAAAGAUUCACCAGGUUCAAAUUCAAGACUAUUGGCCACAAUUGUUGCUGGUUCAGUCCUAGCAGGAGAGCUUUCUCUCAUGUCUGCUCUUGCAGCUGGGCAGCUAGUUAGGAGUCAUAUGAAAUAUAACAGAUCUAGCAAGGAUGUCUCUAAAAUGGCCAAUUAAUAAACAACCCUCCCAAAAAUAAAAAAUAAAAAUAAGGGGGGUUAAUAAUUAAAUAAAAGAGACAGAAUUAAAAUAAAAAAUAAAAAUAAAAAGGAGGAAAAGAACUUAAACCAAAGGAAAAACAACAAAACCUUUGGAAAAAAAGUCUCAGAAAGACAAGGUGGGGAGGGUGAAAAUGAUAAUGGGGCAAUUGAAAGAUGUAUGUAUGUGGUGGAUAUGAAAAUUAGAAUUGACAUCAUGCUGGCGAUGAGACAGUGAAAUAAUAUGCAAAAUAUUGAAUUGGAGACAAAGGCACGUGCACAUAGUUAUACUAAUAUAGUUUAAUGACCGUGUCACGAUAAAUGUCUGAGGCUGUACGUUCUGUUUCCCAAUAGCCUAAGAAAUAUGUAGCUGCAUGCUGUGGUAGGUAUACCAUGGUAGAUUUGCCUUCAUUUUUCAUUUAUGUAUUUGUAUUUUAAAAAAAGCCACUUGUUGAAAACAAGUGACGGUCCUUAAUUUUUUGUUUUGUUUUUUUUGUUUUUUUUUUUUUGUCUUUCCAGUUCUUGUAAUUCGCUAUCUAGAUGUAAUGUUGAUAAUUAAUUAGCCGUAGAAUAUGUUUUUAUCAUUUUCAGAUUGUAUCUUUAGAAGUGAUAAACCAUCUUGGAAUAGAUUGGGAAUUUGUGGUC